Messenger RNA from Cladophialophora psammophila CBS 110553, 654 nucleotides. RefSeq lists its product as uncharacterized. The record is from RefSeq and is a predicted model, not a curated record. The coding region runs from base 1 to 654 and encodes 217 amino acids. The transcript has a single exon. Lineage: Eukaryota; Fungi; Ascomycota; Eurotiomycetes; Chaetothyriales; Herpotrichiellaceae.
AUGGAUGUCCGGAAAAACCUCCUGCUUUUCCCCCUUGCCGUCGCGGGCUUGCAACUCGAGUUAAUGUCCCCUCAACCUCGCCUACUGGCCGUUGCGCUUGCGCUUUCGGGUCGGACGACAAGCUGGCGCACCGACGAGGCAAUCUCUGUCGCAACUCUCCUCGGAGUAGGCCUUGAUGAGGUCCUCACCGCUGACGACGAUGGAGAACAGAGGUGGCUAGCACUCCUUCCCGCCCUACAGAACCUCCUAAGUCCAAGCGUCAUCUUCAUGCGCGGGCCCAAAUUGACCUCCCCCGGCUUUCGCUGGGCACCAUCGACGUUUCUAGAUCUGGACAGAGAAACUGAACUGGCAUUCCUGACGCGGAGAGAGACGCAAGACGAACUGCCCUGGCAAAUUUCCAACAGGGGAGCAUUCGUUACGUUCCCAGGCCUGCUAUUCGGCGUAAUUCCCAAACCCCUCACAUCAACCUUCUGUUUCGAAUCCAAGGCCACCGCAAAGCGGUUUUGGGCAACCACCGGGCUUCGUCCCGACGGCAGAGCAAACUGGGAUAUCGCAAACAUUCCCACCGCACGGGCUAUGGACUUGUCAUGCAGCGGGUUCCUGACGAGAACUCUAAAAACGCCAGGGCGUUCUUGCUCGCUGACUGCUCAAUAG